AUGUGAGGGAGAUUUGCAGUGAGAAGGACUAUAGAUGACAGUAUUAUUUUAAAUAAGUGUUUCAUAACAACUGAUGUGGCCACUUUGAUAUUUUUUUUUUUUUUUCAUUUAAAAAUGUCUAAUUUAAGUGAUUCAAAAUCAAACCUCACUCAGUCUUUACUUCUGGCGGAUCGAGAUGUGAGGACAGUUUUGUCUUUGACCCCAUGUAUCGUUUUCCUCUAUGUCAACGGGGUCAUGCUUUACACCUUGAGGAAAAAGGCUGUUUUCCAGGAGGCGUCUCGCUAUAUUCUGUUCAGUCACAUGCUUUGGAUUGAUACGCUCAAUCUGUUUAUGAGUGUAGUGCUGUUUGUUUGUGCAGUCAGUAGGAUUUUUAUUAUGAAAAUUGUUUGUCUUUUUCUUUUGAUUGCUGCCACUGUUCUUUAUCAUGCUUCAGUCCUAAAUUUGGCUUUGAUGUCACUGGAAAGGUAUGUGGCCAUCUGCGUUCCUCUCAGACAUGCAGAUUUCACCUCUUAUCGAAGAACUAACAUGGCCAUCGGUGUUGUCUGGAUGAUAAGUUGGAUUCAAUCCCUGAGUGAGAUUAUUAUCUUCAAUGCUAUUGAUACUACAAACACAGCAGUGAAUUUGUUCUGCUCAAGAACGACUCUUUACAGACUGCAGGUGUAUAAGAAUAUCGAAAUAUCCUUCACGUGUAUAUUUUUUGUGUCUGUGUCUUUUGUUGUAAUCUUUACUUAUGUCUCUAUAGCUAUUGUGGCUAAAUCAGCCUCUUCUGAUAAGAUGUCAGCUAAAAAAGCCAAUAAGACUGUACUGUUACAUCUAAUACAGCUGGGUCUGUGUGCUGCAUCUAUUUUAGUUGGAGUUAUCCAAGAGCUUGCUUAUGUUCAUGCCGACCUUGUAACUGCGAUGUAUGUAAUGUAUACUUGCUUUGUAGUGUUUCAAAUUUUUCCAAGAUGUCUAAGUCCUCUUAUAUAUGGCAUGAGAGACCAAGCGUUUAGCAGCUUAUUUAAAUACUACUUCACAUUUGGUCUCAGAAAGCAAAACAGUUGUCAUACAGAGACAAAUUUAGUAAUAGGACAUUGAGAAAUUACAAGAAUGUGCAUUGUUUAAAAAUGUUUCCUAAAAUGCGGAUAAUAUUUCUUGUCUCUCAUUUUUGAAACGAUAAAUCUUCCAUAAUAGCAAUAACGUCAUAAGUAACCUGUGGAACAUAAUUCAAGGUUAUAUUUAACAGAUACAUGUUAAACCUGUAUUACAGUGUUUGCCAGUGUGGACCUGUGACCUUAAAUGUGGGGAAAUUAUACAUUUUGUUUUUACAUUCAUUAUGGUCUUGUUCUCAUUCAGUUUUUUGCAUUUUAAAGUCGCCUACAUAUAAUACACAUACUGCAUGCAAUGAUUUCAUGAAGUCACUUUUCUGCCCCUAAAGAGAAAACAAAAUGUCACUGACCACUUUAUCAAACAUUUUACAGUAUGAAAUAGUGGUUUACCUGUAUUUUUUUAUUUCUUAAUGACUGAUCGGUUGCUUUUGAUUUGUGAUAUACUUCAUCACAUCAUUACUAAAUGUACAAUAAGCUGGAAAACUUUCAAUUUUGGUUUUGCUGCUAAUCUUUUAUACAGUACUGAUCACUUGAAAAUGUCUUGUCAACAUGUCUUUACCAAUACAAUAAUGUUUCUGACACGGUUCUCCCUACGAGUGGUUUUGGAGUGAAAUUGCAAGUGUGUUUAAGAAUCAUUUAUUAAAAAUGUAGAGAUAAUGAAAUAAAAUGUGUAUAUUUACACAUACAGUACUGUGCAAAAGUCUUAGGCCACCACCACCAGACUUGUUUUAAUGUCUAUC
Messenger RNA from Misgurnus anguillicaudatus (oriental weatherfish), 1828 nucleotides. Its product is annotated as odorant receptor 131-2-like. Gene Ontology annotation, molecular function: olfactory receptor activity; G protein-coupled receptor activity; odorant binding. Gene Ontology annotation, cellular component: membrane. The record is from RefSeq and is a predicted model, not a curated record. Lineage: Eukaryota; Metazoa; Chordata; Actinopteri; Cypriniformes; Cobitidae. Gene Ontology annotation, biological process: G protein-coupled receptor signaling pathway; detection of chemical stimulus involved in sensory perception of smell.